UCGAGGUGUUCAUCCUUCAGAAACUAUUAUAAGUCCAACGUCGCUUGAAUGGAUUGGAACUACCCGUAACCAACAGUGAUUAUAGUUAUUGGAAACUAUCAACAUGCAUUCCAUUUGGAGGUGGAUAUUGGCGUUCUGUUUAAGUGUGUUGAUAAAUAAAUGCAGUACAGCGCGAAUUCUCGCAGUGUUUCCAUUGGCAUCAGCGAGCCACAGUGCUGUACUCCACACUAUAACCGUGGAGUUAGCGAAGAGGGGCCAUGAACUCGUGGUUUUCGAUGCGUAUUCAGCCGGAAAGGAGAUUGAACAGUUGAGGAAUUAUCGGGAGUAUCAGUUGAAGGAGAACGUUAUGUCUUCUGAACAGUUGCGCCAGCUUUUGAAAGGACAGGCGAAUGUCCUGCGGUUGCUAAUGGAUUUGCCGGAAAUUUCAGAAACUUUGAUGAAUCGAACAUUCUCAAACGAGGACAUGGCGAGACUGAUUUCACCGAGUCAUAAAGGAACCUUUGAUCUCAUCAUGAUUGAAUGGAUAUCUUGGGAUUCCUUGAACGCUCUCGGUUAUCGUUUCAAUGCUCCAGUAAUUGGCCUCAUCACGGUACCCAUAACGAUGCUUGAUUUCACCAUGGGCCUCUCCUUCCCCUCAAUCGAUAUUCCACUUUACAUGACCGGUGAGACCGGUGAGAAGACCUUCAUUGACAGAUUAAAGGGUUUUGUCACAGAUCUCGCUAUAACGUCGUUUCGACACUACACGUUGUAUCGACAGCAGAGAAUUGUGGAAAAAUUCUUCGGUCAGGAUUACCCGCACGUGUACGAUAUGAUGAGAAAUGUCAGUAUGAUUUUCACUGAUCAGGAUCAUGUGAUGCCACAUCCGGCAAUUAGUGCUCCCAAUAUCAUCAAUAUCGGCGGAAUCCACGUUUCCAGGGGAACGGAUCAGCAGUUGCCGUCCGACGUGAAAGACUUCCUGGAUACUGCAGAGAAAGGUUUCGUUUAUUUUAGUCUCGGAUCGACACUACCGGGACACUAUAUGCCAGACGAGAUUCGACGGAUUUUCACUGAAGUAUUCGCCGCAAUUCCUUAUCGCGUAAUUUGGAAGUGGGAGGACGAUCAUCUUCCGGAGAAACCGGAUAACGUUUUAAUAUCUAAGUGGCUGCCCCAGAGAGCUAUCCUAGCGCAUCCUGCCAUCAAAGCCUUCAUCUACCAGGGAGGUCUUCAGAGCACAGAGGAAGCUAUCGCUGCUGCUGUGCCAUUAGUUGCUCUUCCAAUAUUCGGGGAUCAACAGCAGAAUGUCAACAAAAUGGUCCACAUUGGUGGUGCGAUCAAGCUUAACAUCCACAGUCUCACUACGAGUGAUCUGAAGCAGGCCAUCACAGAGGUGGCAGAGAAUAAAAAUUACAAGAAACAAAUCAUUAAGUUUAGAGAUCUGCUGAACGAUAGACCCUAUGAUCCUGUGAAUCACACGAUGUGGUGGAUUGAAUACGUCAUCAGGCAUAAGGGGGCGCAUCAUUUAAGAUUAGUGAGGUCUAGUCUUCUCUGGUAUCAGGCACAGAAUCUUGAUGUUAUCGCAUUCUGUGCUGUUAUUCUAUUCAUCCUGAUGUUUAUUAUUUAUAAGAGUGUUAAAUUAACUGUUUGUUAUUGUUGCUAUAGGCAAAACCAAAGUGUUCAGAAAGUCAAACAGUCGUAGGUGAAACGACUGAUAGAAAUGUGAUGAAGAAAAUUGAUUUUAGAUUUAAAACAUGAUGCACCUCGCAUAUGUGGGGUUCAAAUACAUCAAGUAGAUUAUAAA
Molecule: messenger RNA, 1777 nt
Organism: Diachasma alloeum
Lineage: Eukaryota; Metazoa; Arthropoda; Insecta; Hymenoptera; Braconidae
Product: UDP-glucuronosyltransferase
Exons: 3
Coding region: 104-1675 (523 amino acids)
Molecular function (GO): UDP-glycosyltransferase activity
Source: RefSeq, a predicted model, not a curated record